Drosophila ananassae is the source of this 6887-nucleotide messenger RNA. RefSeq names its product serine/arginine repetitive matrix protein 2 (gene l(3)psg2). The transcript is spliced from 3 exons. Lineage: Eukaryota; Metazoa; Arthropoda; Insecta; Diptera; Drosophilidae. Bases 397 to 6357 code for a protein of 1986 amino acids. The record is from RefSeq and is a predicted model, not a curated record.
CAUUUAUUGGAGAAACCGUAUUUCUCCUCGUAUAUGGUGUUUCUAUUGGUCAAGCUGUGGCCACACUGGUUCCCAUCUCUAUCAACAUUCGGCUUAGCUUUGGUUUUUCACAAAUUGUUUUUUUUUAUGAUGGCAUAAACACUGCUCCUGUACAUGAGGUAUAUGAAACCACUGAGGUGGUGCACCGUUGCAACAGACCGCCGCCCCCGGCCCCCCUCAACAGAUAGAAUCAGUCAACGGGGGAAAGCGCAGCGAGGAGAAUUAGAAGGAAAAGCAAGAGGAAAACCAACGCGGCGCCGCCAUUGAGAAAGAAAAAGCGUGUGUCCGCUCCCCACAACAAAAACUACAAACAAACUGUUCGAUUGGAAGGAAACAAAGGCGAAGCUAAGCUGGAAAAUGUCGCAACCAGUUGAAGUAGCGUCUGAUGUAGAGCCCAAGGCCGAACCAUCCGUAGAUCAUGUGAGGCAGCCCCAGGACGACGACAACAACAGUCUGGAGCCCGGCGAAGUAGUGACCCCACCCCACCAGUCGCAGCAGCAACACCACCACCAUCCAGCAAAGCAGCUCGUGGCCAAGGAACUUGCCAGCAAAAACCUGCGUAAGUUGACCCAAUUAGAUCCGGACACCAAUUGGCUCGAGAACGGUUCGCUGGAGACGUCGAAAAGUCAAAUAAAUGACGCGGAUGACAGCGAGGGACUCUAUUCCGAUACGGAUUCGUCGGGGGAAGAGCAGAAGACCGAAGUGGAGGAUGUGCAGCAGGCAAGGAAGGAAAAACAGGCUGAAGCCGCUGCUGCUGCCCUGCCACAGCCACCGCCCACUCCGUUUCUGGGCAUCAGCCCGCUUAGAUUUCACAUGCGGCCACCGUGUUUCGACUUUCCGCGCAUGGGUUUUAUGCCCCGAAUGGGAAGAGGUGGCCCAAGAGGGAUGCGACCCCAUUUCUUUGGACGCCCGCUCACGCCAAACCGAAUGGUUUCACCUUUGGAUCCUCAAGGACCCCCCGGUCCCAAACGGCCGCAAUCAAGUGUAGUCUGGACAACGUUGCAGCCCUCCAUUCCCUACAUAUUUAACCUGAUUUCCGAGUGCGAUAACUUCAAGCACAAGGACUGCAAACAUACUGCCCCAACCAAGGCCAAAGAACCCGCCAACGAUGUCAAGGAUAAAGCUGCCGAGCAUUCGCUAGACAAGGACGAGAACCGCAGCCGGGGGAAAUCCAUGGAGCGAUCGAAAGGAGGAGCAGAAAAGAAGAAAACGAAAGAAAAGUCCAAGGAAAAGGAUCACAAAGGUAAAGCACGGGGCAGGUCCAAUGACAAGGCCGAAGCGAGGGGGAAAACGAGAGAGCGUUCACCAGCGAAAAAAAUUACGAAAAAUAAAAGAAAGGAAAGCUUUAAGGAGAAGGAUCAAAUUCAUGGUACAUUUUCGGAAAAGUCGGAGAAAAAUCAGGAACGAGGAAAAACAAAGGAAAGAUCGAAGGAGGAGGAUCACAACCCGAAUAAGAUUCGCCAUAAAUCAAGGGGAAGAAGUCGCAAUAGAGCAAAGACAAGGGAGAGAUCUAAGGGUAAGGAUCUAUCCCGAGAAAACCCUGCAGAACGAUCGCCAGAAAGAAAUAUAAGCAGAGGGAAAACGAGGGACCGGUCCAAUGAAAACAAUCAAAGUCGUGGCAAGACGAGAGAUCGCUCGAGGGAGAAACAUCAGCUCCUUGGCAAGACUUCCAUUCCAGCUGGUGCAAAUGAUAGAGGAAAAACAAGGGAACGGUCCAAAGAGAAAGAUAACACUCGAGGAAAAACCAGAGAACGGUCGCCGGAAAUUAAUCUAACCAGAGGGAAGACGAUGGAGAGGUCAAGUGAAAAGGAUCAUACUAGAGGGAAGACAAGAGAGCGUUCAAAAGAGCCAGAAUUGGAGAAAAGAGGGAAAAUGUUUCAAAACUUCCAUGACAGGGAAAAAACAAGGGAGCCUGGGGAGCCAGAUCGAAUUCGGGGAAAGACGAGGGACAGAUCCAGAUCCAAGCCAAGGGAAAAGUCUGGCGAUCGACCCAAAGAAAAUGUUGGGGAUCUGUCGAAUGAGAAGCCACGAGAUAAGUCCAACGAAACACGAAGAGAUAAAUCGAACGAUAAGUUAAACGAAAAACCUAAAGAACGCCCCAAACAGGAGAUAGAAGAAAAAUUAAAUGAAAGUGCGGUGCAGGGAUCUAAAGAUCACAACACAUCCAAAGAUUCUGAGGAGAAACAAAAGGAUAAAUCCAGGGAUAGUUCCAAGGACAGUCAGAGGGAACGAAACAAAACUCGUGAGCGAUCCUUAGAGAAAACGAAGCGGUAUUCCGGCGAGAAGGGCGGCGAGAGAUAUUUAGAGCAGCCCAGAGGGCGAUCACGAGCAAAAUCCACAACAAAAAACCCCAAAUCACGGGAUCAUUCAAGAGAAGAUCACUUUAAAGCUAGAGGAUCGGAUCGGGAUCGAUUUUUGUCAAGGGAAAACCAUUCGGGCACUCCCCGCGCUAACAGGUUCCGAAGAGAUGUCACUCCGCAUAAUUCCUUCCACGACAACUCCCGAAAAAGGGACACAAAAGCGAAGGCCGAUCACAGAAAUCGCAGCAGGAGUCGAACCCGCUGGGGAAGCAGGGAAGGAACGCCACCGAUGACACCUCCACCGGAGCAACUGCCUCAGACACACGAUAAUGAAUCCGCAAAGCCAAAGGUGUUCGAUAUAUUUGCCGAUUCCCCGCCAAGAUCCAACACUGCCGUGGUAGCUUCCGCUGCCAGUAUCGAGAGAAGCACCACACCGCCUUUGAAGGCGUCCCAAGAUAUCCCCAGGCCGCUGCUCAAGGCCAGCGAGAUUCACAGUCGGAUUGGUGCCUUGCUGGAGGAUAAUGAUUUGCACCUGGACGCCUUGCUGGCUACUAAGGAGCAGCUGCUCCGACGAACUAACGAGUACAAAGAGAAGAAGGAGAUUAGAUUGGAGUCGCAGUCGAAUAUCAAUGAUAGAAGAUAUCGAUCGGGAGAUCAGCAUCACAGUCGAGAAGCGCGGCACACGAAUGCUUUUAAGCGUCAAUCAGUAUUAAGCGAGCGGCGUCGUCAUAGGAACGGCAGCCAGUCCAGCGAGGAGGAAAAUUGGGAUGACGACCUAGUGCCCGCUCCUAGCCAGUUUAAGGAUAUCACCAUUAAGAUCGAAAAGGAUCUGACACCACCACCUCAGGUAGCCACCAGUUUCUCCGACUCACGGUCUAUCAAAGUAGAGCGAAGUGACACGCCACCAAGGGAUCUGCAGGAUCGGGAGAUCCUACUGCGGAAUGGGGCUGUGGCAGCCAACGCUCCUCCCCCCUCAAAGGAACAAGAGAGUCCGGACACGGAUGACUACAUAGACAACUGGGAAAACGAUGAUUCCAUGGCCAGUUUUCCCAAAAACGCUCCUCUUGCCACUCCCACAUCCGCUCCCAAUCCGUUUUCCUCGCUGAACAGCACUCCCCUGCCGCAGGCGAUUGACCAGCUCAUUGGUGACGACGAUUCUAAUGCACUGUGGAACGCUAAUAGCACGCCUCCUCCUCGGUCGAAAAAGUCACCCCCGCCCAACAGUAAUAUUAACGAACUGUACGACAAGUUCAUGAACAGCAUUGAGAUGGCGAACGUGGAGGAGGGAGAGAGCUCCAAGAUUACUUCCCUCAGUGAUGCCAGUUCCUCCGGCUCGGAGAGCUCCACGACGAGCAGCAGCAGUAGUGAUUCCGAGGAAGAAACCAGUUCAGCUGAGGAGGAGAAUCCACAUUCCUCCGACGAGGAGACCGGCUCCAAUGCAGCUACUUCCAAAACCAACUUGGAUGAGCCGCCCGGCAAAGAUCAGCAGCAAAAGAAGAAUAGUGUGAGCAAGGAUCUGCGAAAACUGAAGAGUCUGGAAGACAACCUGGCCAGGAUUCAGAUGAUGCGUGAGAACUACGAUGCAGGAGAUGAAAUAUCCGAGGAGCUUCUCAAAAUGGAAUCUCUGUUUCUGAUGCAGCGCAACGCCAUCAUGGAUAAGUAUCGGAAACACGAACUGAAAAGCAGUGGAGAAGAAAACCAAGCCGUGCCUACGGAGCAUCCAGAAAAGCUGGGGAGUCCGGCCAAUCCACCAAUGGAGGUUCAGAGCUCACCAACACCUGUGAACAGCAUCUUCGACGCUAAUAGGGAAGCCAUAAAGCUAACCAUUUCCCCGCUGAAGCUAACCCGAAAAUCUGCGAUUCUUGACAAGGACGAUGCGGAGCAACCGCCUCCAUCGAAGCUGGCCCAGGAGCCAGUCAAGAAGCCACCCAAGGAGAUCGCCAUUGUGAAGCCCACAAUUGUGGAGUCUCGGUCGAAGCCAAGGCUAAGGAGUCCCCCGCCGCCAGGAAGGAAUCGCCGGCUGCCGAGAGACAGGUCACGGUCACGUUCCAUUUCCAGAAACCGUUCCCGACACCGCAGUCUACGUCCCAGCAGAGGCAAGGAUGGUUCGCGGUCUCCUAGUCCGCGGCGCUGGCGACCUCCAUCCCCGAAAAGAGGUUCCAGAUUUCCUAAGAAAUCCGGGUCGGUAUCGAUGGGCCGAAGCCGCAGUCGAAGUAUGAGCAGGAGUCGGACGCGCAGCCGAAGCCCGAGUAGGCGAAGACGUCCGCCUGGAGUAAUAGGAAACAGAUGGCGAGGCUCGUUGUCACCGGGACCACUUAAGUCAGGCGGCCCGAGGUCACCUCCUCAUCCAAGGCUGCGACGAUCCCUAAGUCGCGAACGUGAUAGGGAUCGGGAUCGAGAACGCUUCUCCCGCUCUCGUUCACCUCUGCCCUUCAAGCCACCCUCGCCACCUAUGCGACGCAGUUGGUCCAACUCCCACUCCCCGACCCGCCGAAGAUCUCUCUCUAGGUCGAGAUCGCGUUCUAGGUCUCCCCGCUCCCGUUCCCGCUCGCCCUACGACGAACGCCAAAGUUUUAUGGACUACUUCGAGGAGAAUCCGGGCAUGGAGGCGGCCGCCUAUUUCUACAACAUGUCGCUGCUGCAGCAGGAGCACCAGGACCCUACCGGCGACAGUUACGAUGCAUAUGCUGCCUACAUGGACUCCGCCUACAACAUGGAACAGGCUUACGCCCAGUACGCUGAUGGCUAUGGACUCUCGAAUGAAUAUGGUGACUAUCUGGGUGCCAUGGAAGGCAUUUCAUCGCCGCAGAUUACGGGAUCAGUGCUUAGGGAGCUGCCAAUGGCCCCGGUAGCUGGUGGCUCUGUGGUGGUGCAGAAGGGCAAUGUUCUGGAGAUCGUUCCAUCCAGUAGUGAAGUGACGGUGCCAGAUGCCACUCCCCAACCAGCUGCAAUCGAGGAGCCCCCCGAGGAUAGCAAACCGAAGCGGAAGCGGGUGAACUUUGUGGACAACGUCCUGCCCAACUACGAGAGUGAUGGCGAGGACAGAGCUGUGGUUAGGUGCGCCGUGGAGCGGGCCCUGCGUCAACACCAGGAGCGACGUUCGCAAGCGGCUGCAAAGCUGCAGCAGAUUCGGGAUGAGCUCCUGGCGCUGCCGCCCCCGCCACCACCAUUGACGCCCAAGCCGGCGAACUUGGAGAAGCCCGUUUUGGUGCAAAAGAAGCCCAGAUUCCGGUACUUCCACUUUGAUCCCUUGAAGGGGGUGAUAGUGAAGUCACACACGCGACUGCUCCGACCGCUAACCCGCCCGCCCUUCGAUCCCAAGCAGUUUGCUAUGCUAAUGAAAUCGGGACGAUUACCACCAAUGCUGCCCGCGUUCUUCAGGCACCGGCCGCCACCUAUUCCGGCGAAUGUGGAUCCCGUCACGAGGGCGGCCAUGUUGAAGGACUUCUUUACGAAACAUCCGCCGCCCCCGUUGCCCAUGCCCUUGCCCCCCGACGAAAUGCCCUUAUUUUUAAGCGGACCUCCGCCCAUGGCAGCCGGAGGGCCGGACUCCUCGCCCAUUCCCGUCAUAGCGCCACCACAGCCUAUUCCAGUGCUGGGGUAUCAGGGCUAUUCCCAGCCCACUGGCAUGGUUUCUUCGCCCGGUCCUAUGCCAGUGCCCGUCCCAGCUCCGGUUCCAGUAGCACCGAUUCUGGGGCCUGUGCCGGCGCCUGUUCCAGCCGGCUCCACAUCGCCGCCCACGACGUUCUUCAGUCCCCCGCCACUGCCCCAGCUGCCAACUCUACCCAGUUUAUCGCCAUCCUUCACUGUCAAUUCGGUGCCAACUAUCCGAGAGAUAAUGCCUGUGGACAUCCUGCAACAAUUAGGACCGCUGCCCAAGACGUUGGACGUGGACGAUGUGGGAACGACGGGCGGCAUGGAGGAAACCAGCAACGAUUUCCAGACAGAGGAGCCAACAGUGCCCAUAGAUCAACCGGUGGUGGAAGCGAAGCCCCAACUUCUGGUGGAGACCCAGUAGAAUCCAACUUAGAUCGUUCUAUUAUAUUGUAGUUUUAGUUUUCCUCCUUUAGAAAAUUCUUUUAACUUAUAAGCAUAUUUUUUUGAUACUGCUCGUUUAUACCUUUAUUUAUAGUUUGGAUUUUUCAUUUGACCAUUUUGUGAAGAAAUCGCAUUUAUUGAUAGAAGUCUUUAGUUUAAUUAAGGUCUAAAUUGUAAGUCAUGCAUGGUUCGACUUGGACCUCAGUCCAUUGAUUUCUACAAGAAAAUAAAAAUGUAAAUAGUUCGAUUCGCUUAAGGAUAAUACACGGAUUAACAUACAUUACAAAUUAACUGAGUCAUUUAGUCUAACGAAAUUCUUCACGAAUUAAACCUAAAGUUAUAACUUAGAAGGAUCGAUUGUGCAAAUAUGUGUAAAUGAGAUGCUUACAGUGCGGACUUGUGUGUGAAUGUUUUACUAAAAAAGAGUACAGUACAGUAAGUAGAUUGUCAAAUAAACUAUUUGAAAUCAAUUUUAAAAACUCUAAUCUCUAAUAAAAAGGUUAAAAUAUA